UGAAAGAGCUAAGCCACGCCCAAAACUUUACUCGCGUCUUCCGUGCUCUGCAGCUGAUCAGGCGGCAUCCGGGUUGCGAGGGGCAACAGGCGGUAGAAGCUGCGGGGGUCUCGUCCAGAUUGAGGAAAUUCCUGUAGACCCCUGGUAGAUGCUGCCUGCUCGGUCAUACGGAAUUGUGAUAGAAGAAAUCAUCCUUUAAACAGCUGAGCUGAGCCCUGGAGAAUUACAUGGAGUGUGGUGUCAGCAGUUAAGGAGAAUAUGGCCUUGUUCUUUAAAGUCAAUAGGCCUGCGGUGGCUUAUUCUAUGACCACACUUGGAGCAGGGAUGAUGAACGCUGUAUUUUACUUCUACUACGUGAAGCUGUUUCUUAACCGUUACAAGAUAUCUGAGGCUGCGUUUCAUCAGGCACAGGUUGUAUUCAUGAUUUGGAACGCCAUCAAUGACCCGCUGUUUGGUUAUAUACAAGAUAAUUCCAAAGUACAGUGCUGCAAUCGACGUCGUCAUUCCAUACUGUAUGGAGCCCCAUUAUAUGGCUUAGCCUUCCUGCUUCCUUGGUUCCCAUGGAAAGAUUAUUCUGAAGGUGAUUGGCUUAGCGGCCUUCAUCUUAUGGUGGCCCUGUGUGUGUUUGAUGGCAUGCUUACAUUCGUUCUUCUAGCCCAGUGUGCCCUUUUUGCAGAAAUGUCCAGCAGACAUGAAAGUCGACUCCAGCUUAUAAAAUAUAAUCAGGUGGCAUCAUUGUUGGGCUCUUCCAGCAUCUUGAUCUGUGGGCUGGUGUCUGACAACAUGGAAAAUUUCUCAAGCUUUCAGGCCUUUACAUUGUUUCUGGCUAUUGUAUCCACUGCAUGCAUGUGUUGCACCGGUAUGUUUGGUGUAAGCCAGUAUGAGCAGAUGCCGAAAACUUCUGAUAGCUGCCGAUCUGAGCCUGAACUUUCAUGGGCCUCAGUCUUAAGCCUUACCAAGCAAAUCCUCACACAAAAGAACUUUAUUCUUUUUGUUGCUAUGAAUUUUUUCCAAGUCUUUCACGGUACUUUCUGCAGCAACUUCAUGAUUAUUUUCGCGGACAAUCUCAUCCCUAAAGAUGCACUGCCAUCUUUUGUAAGGAGCAUCAUGUAUGGAGCCGGCUUCAUUUGCCCACAGCUUCUUGUGCUUACCAAUCACUAUUUGUUGUCCAAGAUUGGUUACUACAAAGUGAUCCUGUAUAUUUUCUACAUAGAGGGAGUUAUGUCAGUUUUGAUGUACUUAAUAGGACCUCAGCAUUACUAUAUACUGGCUGUGUUUCUGACAGCUAACAUGGUACUUGUGCAUGCCUCUUUUAGUUUAUUUAAUCUUCCCCUUGCUGAUAUUGUGGAUGCUGACUUGGAAAAAUACAAACGCAAGUCUCCGCUGUCCUCUAUGGUGUUUGGAACAAAUGCUCUCUUCACAAAGCCUGCUCAGUCUCUUGCUCCAAUGCUGGUUGUGACAAUACUGAACCAAUAUGGAUAUGAACUUUUAACCAACAAGACUGCUAUACCAGAUCCCAGUUUGUUUUUAGGUCUCCAUGAUGCAAUGUUCAACUUGGCGUGCAUUAUUCCUUUAUGCCUUGCCGCAGUUCAGAUCUUCCUUUGGACACCGUACUCGAUCCGGAGUAGUCAUGUGGUUUCUGCAUAUUAAAGGACUCACUGGAUAGUUUCCUUAAGGAUUAUUUGUUUAGUCAGGAAGAACAGACAAUUUGUGCCUUAUCGCAGUGACUUUUUUAAUAUGGGCCUGGUAUGUGACCUGUACUUUACAGUUCUUAGGUAGUUUAAUGAACUUUAAGGUGCCAGUUAAAUUUUUUUUCUUAAUCAAAUCACCUGUGACUUUUGCAAGUUGCUUUCUCUCAACAGGAUUACCAGCCACUGGAUUAAUUAGUAUUCCAUGAAAAUUGCACACGUGCAUCUCUGGGUGGAAAUUUGGGUGUUGGGCUACUACUGGUUCUUCCUGGUGUUCUCUAAAGUGCAGCUACUGAAAACAAAGCAGCUGUAAGUCACAGGUAUUGCAAUAAAAGUGCUGUGUGCAGGCCUGGACUGGCAAUCUGUGGGUUCUGGCAAAUGCCAGAGGGGCUGCUAUAAGGUCUCAAAGAAAGCCAGUAUUUAGUGGGCUGGUGGGGGCUGUUUGGGCCUCUGUGUGGGCUGAUUAGGCCUCUAUGUACCUGAAAUGCCAGAGCCUAUUUUAAUUCUCAGUCUGGACCUGGCUGUGUGCCAUAGCUGUUACGACCUUUGAGGCCUAGUGUUGAAUAGCACUCCUUUGUGAUGAGUACAUGAGUUAUGUUGCACAGUACUACCUGCAUUUUGGAGACAUCCAAAUCUCCAUCCAAAAACCCAGGGGCCCAGGUGUCCAAUGGGAUUAUAAUUGGGGCUCCUUGGGGUGAGAGACUGGCUAAUUUAGCAAUGUGAGGCCCCGUGAUUAAAUGGAGUGAACUGGUGAUGAACCUGAGCCUUGAUGUCUAUUCUGCUGUAAAACAGGAGGCUGCCUGCUACAGAAUAGGAGCCAUUAUACUAUGACUCUGCUUUGUACCGAUAUAGUCAAAUAGAUUUAAUGUUAAAUAUUCUGGUACAUUUUGUUACCAGAACAUUGUAUGCAGUAUAUUUUUUUUAUUUGUAUGGUAAGGAUAGAAGGAUAUAUUUUUGCACUUUUAUAUAUUCCAUAUUUGACCUAAGCCUAAUAUUGUUUGUAUUUUACAAGGAAUGUGGGGUUGAAAAUGGCUCAUGAGAAUGGAAUAUAGUUCCACCUGAUAAGCACUACCAUAUGUGAUGUCUCAUACAGUUUAAAAUUCUGUGUAUAGCUAUGAUAUUAUCUGUAGUUGGGUUCAAAUUCUGUGUCUUGGAUAUUAUUUCUGUAAUGUCAGAAAAAUUAUAUUUUUAUAUUGUUUUUGGUGUUGGUAUAAAGGACUUUGUCAGUUAACAAUGUGCAUUUGUU
This is a messenger RNA of Xenopus laevis (African clawed frog), 2934 nucleotides long. RefSeq names its product transmembrane protein 180. The record is from RefSeq and is a predicted model, not a curated record. The transcript has 8 exons. Bases 259 to 1650 code for a protein of 463 amino acids. Lineage: Eukaryota; Metazoa; Chordata; Amphibia; Anura; Pipidae.